Messenger RNA from Drosophila persimilis, 766 nucleotides. RefSeq lists its product as uncharacterized. Gene Ontology annotation, molecular function: protein binding. The record is from RefSeq and is a predicted model, not a curated record. The transcript is spliced from 2 exons. Lineage: Eukaryota; Metazoa; Arthropoda; Insecta; Diptera; Drosophilidae. Bases 57 to 662 code for a protein of 201 amino acids.
UGUUUGUCCCGCUUUAAAAUUUUUGUUCUUAAAAAAAUAUCUAAAUAAGCUGCAAUAUGGAACGAUACAAUCGCGCCUGGAGAGAUCCCGGAUCCCCGCUGACGCCAUUGACUCCGCUGUCCACACAGGUCUUCAAGUUUGACACCAAGGAGGAGUUGACGCCCACCGGCGGUGAUACCAUGGGCCGUAGGGGCCAUGGGGAAUUUCGGAGUUUGACUUCGAGUCGCCUAACUGUGCCAACACGUUUUUCGCAGUCAUUUUUGCGCACGCGGUCUGUUUUCUCGCCCAAUUCUCAGAGUACAGCAAAUGGCAGCAGCUAUUCGGCGGGUGGAGGAACAACUCGUAGUUCCAGCUCCCGUACCAGUAGAAAGAGCACUUUCUCUACCAAGGUGAAGCGAGAACCCGGCUUGAGCGACAGUUCCUACCCGCGGUUCAAGCACGGCUCCCCGGUGGAGCACCCCACACUGAGCCCGCGGGUGCGUUCGCUUCUGAACCGCACUGGCAACGAGCACCUCACGGAGAUGUUCACGCGUCAAGAAAUCGACUUAGAAGUUCUGAUCCAAAUGACACUUGACGAUCUUGAGGCUCUCGGGGUCCGUGGCGCCAGGGAAUUGAAACUAGCGAUGGAGGUUAUCAAAUUCGCCAAGAAAAUAUUUUGCUAAUUUACCACGUGGCGUACAUAAGUCCAUUUUAAUAUUGUGUUUUAUGUCAAUUUUACUUUCAUCAACAAUGUGUAUUUGUAUUAAAUGUUCAAUGUAAGGAAAGA